Molecule: messenger RNA, 2184 nt
Organism: Dacryopinax primogenitus
Lineage: Eukaryota; Fungi; Basidiomycota; Dacrymycetes; Dacrymycetales; Dacrymycetaceae
Product: Rap/Ran-GAP
Exons: 2
Coding region: 1-2184 (727 amino acids)
Biological process (GO): negative regulation of TOR signaling; positive regulation of GTPase activity; regulation of small GTPase mediated signal transduction
Cellular component (GO): nucleus; cytoplasm; TSC1-TSC2 complex
Molecular function (GO): GTPase activator activity
Source: RefSeq, a predicted model, not a curated record
AUGACAACUUACGAAAUUGGGAUCAUCCAGCGGAUCCAGGAGGGAGAUCCGGAUGACGCAGAGUACAUCGCCAAUACUGCACGGCACUGGCUUCCCGUAUCUGUCUAUCUCUCCGUGUUGAUAAACCUGCUCAGGACGGAGACGGACUGGGAACUGGUCUCGUACGUCCUUGUGCACUUUACGGCCCAGCUGGCGAAUAAACACCUGUUUUGUGGUCCCAAGCUGCAGAAGAUCAUACCUGACCUUGUGGUUGCUGUUACUCAGAGCGUCACUGCCGGUAGCCCGAUAGACAGGAUCCCCAAGCCGAAGGGAGUCAAGAACACAGAUGUACAUGGGUUGGUCUACAACCUCAUCGCUAUCCUUAUCGGGCACAAGGGGAACCUCGAACGCACGCAGCAGGACGCGCUAGUCGACGUACUCCAAGAAGGGCUAACGCGGGACUCAGCCACAGCCAAGCCCUGCCUCCAAGCGCUCGCUAUCGCAUGCUUCGAACUCCCACUCUCGAUCACCCGUUCCCUCCCCAAGAUCCUCCCCAAGCUCACACAGAUCAUGUCCGCCUCUGCGACCAGCGUGCACAUCAUCGAGCUCAUAUGUGUCAUCGGUUCUAUCCCACAGCUCUACAGCAACUUUACAAGGGAAGACUACCAGCGCGUGUUUGGCGUCGCGGUCCAGUAUAUCCAGUACCACAAUAGUGCGCAAGCGACCGAGACGGGCUUGUCAUAUUCCCUCUCGCAGCAUAUCCUCCUCCUCGCGUACUACAGUAUCUAUAUCUGGUUCCUCUCUAUCCCGCUACUCGAGAGGCCAAAGUACGUCUCGUACAUCGCACGCGGUCUCCAGCUUGCGGUGCAGAACAAAGGCGGGAUGGACGAGCCUACGGAAGUGUGCUUCGACUGGCUCACAAGGUACACAUGGGCCAACGCCGACCCCAAACCACACAAGUCCUUCCUCUCGGACGUGAUCAUGCGCCCGACGAACGAGCCCGACACGCGAAUCGAAGAAAAACACUAUCUCCAAGGUCAUUCCAUCAUCACCAUCCGCACAGUGACCAAACGCGGCUGGAGCGAGAUCGUCUCCCACCGCCCGUCGGGCACUACACAGCUGAUAUGUAAACUUGAGAAUUUGCCAACUACAGGACCGGGAGAGUUUGCCCCGGAUCCUGUUACGGCUCAGGCGCUGGUUAUGGCUGAUCGGGACCUUAACGUUAUUGGCAGCGACGGUGGUCUCCGUCCUUUGGACGCCAUGACCGGCUACGUAUGGGUCGGAUCUGCGCCAUCCCAGAGACGCAAGCCGGUGUCCAUCCAUCCCAGCUUCCUUCCGGCUGUGAUUGGCCCCUUCCCCGGAGUGCCCACACCAUCUAAUCAGUUCAUCCCCCUUUCGCCGAGCGAGACGCUCGCUCGUACCCUGCGCCUCCUGAAUUCCUCUGCCGUCAUCGACGUUCACAAAGUCGGUAUCAUAUACGUUGGCCCUGGUCAAACCACCGAAGCCGAGAUUUUCAGCAACCAGAAUGGAUCCCCGGGAUACACGUCUUUCCUCGUCAACCUAGGUCGGCUCAUUCGGUUAAAGGGCCAGAAAGACGUGUACAGCGGUGGCCUCGAUCUUGAAAACGACUUGGAUGGCGAGUAUGCGUACGCGUGGUGGGACGACAUCGCCCAGGUCAUCUAUCACGCGGCGACCCUAAUGCCGAAUCACAAACAUGACACGCGAUUCGACUUGAAAAAGCGGCAUAUUGGGAAUGACAAUAUCCGCAUCGUCUGGAACGACUCUGGCUUGCCCUAUAAAUUCGACACGUUGGCAACCGAAUUCCAGUUUGUCAACAUCGUGAUCGAACCUCAUUCGGCUGGAUCUUUGUCUGCUUAUAGUCUUGGGUCCCACUCUGACGAAUACUACAAGUUGACUAUGCAGCGCGCUCCCGGGAUGCCCGAAUUUGGACCUACCGGAACCCUCAAGAUCGUAUCUGCACGAAACUUACCCAGUGUCGUGCGCCAGAUCAGCCUCUUGGCUGAUUUCUUCACCACGAUCUGGACGUUCACCUCUGGCGACAGGCGCAGAGAUGAAUGGGUCAGCAGUUGGCGCGGCCGAUUGCAGGCCAUCAAAAGGUUGCAGGCGUAUGUCCGCUCCUCUCAGCAGGCCGCUGAGGGACCUGGCGGCGCGCCCGCAGAAAUGGAUUUUUCCUUGGCUUAUUGA